Molecule: messenger RNA, 1968 nt
Organism: Boeremia exigua
Lineage: Eukaryota; Fungi; Ascomycota; Dothideomycetes; Pleosporales; Didymellaceae
Product: major facilitator superfamily domain-containing protein
Exons: 3
Coding region: 216-1781 (521 amino acids)
Biological process (GO): transmembrane transport
Molecular function (GO): transmembrane transporter activity
Source: RefSeq, a predicted model, not a curated record
GUUGUGACGACAAUCCACAAUUAAUCCUGCCCCAUGGGCCGCGCCAUCGCUGUCUGGGGACUCCACUCGACGGCUCCACGGUUAUACUGUUACCCCGUGAACUACGAACCAAACCCUAAAUCGGCGAUACAAGAAGACUGUAGCGCAGUUGCUUCGAUCUUCGUCGAACCAUUCUCUCCUGACUUUCCACACCUCGCGCAGCGCAUUGGACGAUCAUGGCUGCUGCAACCGAACACAUACCUAAGGAUAAGGAGUUCGUCUCUGGCGUUCCUCAAUACAACGAGGACCUGGAGCAUGCGAAUACUCAUGGCACCUAUCUCGAUUCUGCUGAGACUUCUCAUCUCUCAGAGGAGCACCGCCAGUAUCUGCUUCAGAGACAUGGCACACUUGAGCUCGAUCCUAUGCCUACUAUGGGCGAUGCAGACCCUUACAAUUGGCCCACCUGGAAGAAAAUCCUGAAUCUCGUUUUCGUGGCAUUUCACGCUUGCAUGUGUGCGUUCGCAGCCUCGGCCAUCAUUCCGGCCUACGAGAAUAUCGCAGAAGAUCUCGGGGUCAGUUUGCAGAGGACGUCAUACCUGACCUCGCUGCAAAUAGCUAUCCUUGGCGGUGCACCGCUUUUCUGGAGGCCUCUGUCGACUCGCUACGGUCGUCGGCCGAUCUUCAUCAUCUCUUUGAUAGGAAGUCUGGCCUUCAACAUUGGCUGUGCGAAGAGCACAACGUAUGCAUCCAUGGCGGCCUGCCGUGCUCUUCAGGCGUUCUUCAUCUCGCCUCCCAAUGCUAUCGGCAGUGCGGUCGUCGUAGAAACCUUCUUCAAGAGUGAGAGAGCAAGAUAUAUGGGCGUGUGGACUGUCAUGAUUACACUUGGCAUACCUCUUGCGCCACUCAUCUUCGGAUUCGUCACGUAUUAUGAGGGUUACCGAUGGAUUUACUGGAUCUUGGCCAUCAUCAACGGUAUUCAGCUGGUGCUCUACACCCUGUUCGGUCCAGAGACACGCUUCAUUCGUCAUGAUAAUGCCGAGCACGCCGUAUCUGGUUUCGCCGCCUUCAAGGAGUCGUACCUUAAGUUCCGUCGUAUCGAUCCUACGCCUAUCACCGUUAUGGAGUUUGUCUCGCCCCUUCGACUAGCCAAGUACCCUUGCGUCAUGCUCCCAGCCUGUGCCUACGCCAUGGUCUUCCUCUUUGCCUCCGUUCUCACAACGGUCGAGAUUCCACAGCUGUUCAGCGAGAAGUUUCACUUGAACUCUAAGCAGCUCGGUCUUCAAUUCCUUGGCCUGAUUAUUGGUUCAAUUAUUGGUGAACAGAUCGGCGGCCAUUCAAGUGAUAUGUGGAUGCGUGCUCGCGCAAAGAAGACCUCGCCCAAGAAGCCCGAACCCGAGUUCAGACUGUGGUUGAGCUACUCCGGUAUUCUACUUUCGAUUUGCGGUCUUGUGGUCUUCCUGAUCCGCAUCGAGCAAGCCCCCGAGGGUCAGUGGAAUGUCACACCCAUCAUCGGUGCUGGUAUUGCCGCAGCAGGCAAUCAGAUUGUCACGACGGUGUUGAUUACGUACGCUAUCGAUUGCUACCCUGAGGAGGCUGGCAGUAUUGGCGUAUUCAUCACUUUGGUCAGGCAAACUUGGGGUUUCAUUGGUCCCUUUUGGUUUCCUGAUAUGUUCGCCAAUAUUGGUCUGGCUCCCAGUGCCGGCGUUGUUGUUGCCAUGUUGGUGGUAGGCUCCCUCAUUCCUGUCGUAUUCUGCCACUGGAAGGGCAGAGCGCUCCACAGCAAUAUGAGCAAGCGAUUGUAGGAAGUCCUAAGUAUACUAAAUUGUGGAUUCCAUACGCAUUCAGAUCGAAUGGUUGCAAUGACGUGGAUUUUCAACGGCAUGCCUGAGUCCAUUUGAGUCGCUACGUAAUGUGCUGAAAUUGAUGUAUACAGAGGUGAUCAAUAUAUAAACUACUUACAAACCUGACUCUCACGUUGCAGAAAAAACG